UCGACCGAAGGCUGGCUGGCGGGCGGUGGGUUCAAUUUGUUUUGACAAGCCUGAACAAGAAUUAGCAGGACUCUUACCAACUAGUUUUAGAAAAAUUUAAGGAAAGGAGGAACUUAAAUUGGUAUUCUUAUCAAACUAAUCUAUUGCUAUUAUGUCACUACAGAAUUGUCAACAUGAUUAGGUUGUUCUGAAAAUCUCACCUGCUGACAUACUUUGCUUGUAUACAAACUUUGGGUCAAAAAUAAAUACUUUUCGAGUUUGUUUCUUUCGUCUCAAGAGCGAUCACAUUGAAUCUAAAUUUUAUCGCACUUUUUCCACAUAAUUGAACUCAACAUGUAGUGGUCCUCUGAUACUGGACAUCUUCAUCAUAACCCUUAGCUCAAAAGAGGUAGAUCCUUUUUAGUCCAAAUUUACCAUGUCGGACGAAAGGCUAGUGACAGAGGUUCCUAGCAGCCUCAAACAGUUAGCACGAUUAGUGGUUCGUGGGUUUUACAGUAUUGAAGAUUCUCUGAUGGUUGACAUGCUUGUUAGAAAUCCGUGUAUGAAAGAGGAUGAUAUAUGUGAGUUGUUACGAUUUGAAAGAAAAAUGUUACGAGCUCGUAUAGCAACACUUCGUUCGGAUAAAUUCAUUCAAGUUAGACUUCGCAUGGAAACGGGGCCCGAUGGAAAAGCACAGAAGGUUAAUUACUAUUUUAUCAACUAUAAGACUUUCGUAAAUGUUGUGAAGUACAAAUUAGAUAUGAUGCGUAAACGCAUGGAAACUGAAGAAAGAGACGCUACUAGUAGAGCCAGCUUCCGUUGUCCCGGUUGUUUGAAAACUUUUACCGAUCUAGAGGCUGAUCAGUUAUUUGACAUGGAAACAGGAGAGUUUAGGUGCACCUAUUGUCGUCAGGUUGUUGAAGAAGACCAAUCAGCUAUGCCUAAAAAAGACUCUCGGCUUCUUUUGGCAAAAUUCAAUGAGCAAUUAGAGCCUUUAUAUAUUCUCUUGCGAGAGGUUGAGGGAAUUAAGCUUGCACCAGAAAUCCUAGAACCUGAGCCUGUUGAUAUCAACACUAUAAGAGGGAUUGACUCUAAGAAAUUAUCUAGUCAAAGACCUUCUGGCGAAAAUUGGUCUGGGGAGGCUACAAGAAGUCAAGGUUUUGCUGUUGAAGAAGCAACUGUCGAUGUCACUAUUGGUGAUGAAGAUCCCAAUGCUACAUCUGCAGGAAUUCCAAGGAAAGAAAGGCCAGUCUGGAUGGUAGAAAGCACCGUCAUGUCAUCAAGUGACCCUACAAAGGAUCGUUCGGAAAGCGGAUUACCUGAUAUAGCAGCAGUUGCAGCUGCAGCAGAGAGAUCAUCAGCUUCAUUAAACUCUGGAAAGACAAGCACUGCAGCAGGGGAAGAUAUCAUGUCAGUGUUAUUGGCACAUGAAAGACCAAGUGAACCACCAAGCAACACUGUAUCUAUCUCAGCUGCCACAGCCCUUGGUAUGAAAUCAGAAAUUGAUAUUGACAUCAAAGUGGAAAAAACCGAGCCUGAAACCAUGGAUUCUGAUGAUGAUGACAUGGAACCUACGGUUUCAGUUGGUGGUAAAAUUGUCCCACUGAGUGAAAUCAACGAUGAUUUGGUGGCUAAGAUGACUCAGAGUGAAAAAGAUGCCUACAUUCAAUUGUUCCAAGAUCAUUAUUCACAUGUUUAUGAUUAAUUUGACUUUUUAUUUAUUAGGUAUAAUUAACAUGAAAAUUUAUCACAAAUUUGUUUAAAUGUUGUUUAUUGCCUCUGUGUGUUAGCUAUCAAUGAGAAUAUGUGAGUGUUGAUUUUUGUUCCAUUUCAACAAGUAAAUAAUUUGGUAGGUCUCUAUUCCUCUUAAUAGUUCUAUUUUAUCAAGCAAAACCCAAUUAUUGAUAUUUUCAUGAAAGCCUUAGAGAAGAGAAAUGAUAUUCUUUCAAUUUAUUUGCAUCUGCCAGCUACAUUCUGUUCGUAAUCUCUCUGUUAUUGUUUUGUACCACUGUUAAUGUGCAUCUUGGACCAACAAAAUGUUGGCAAACAUUAGUAUGUAUCUACAAUUAAUGUUGUAAGAUGUCUUUUUGUUUUGAAACACUUGUGAUAUUUUUUGUAAGCACAUGUCAGUGUGUGUUCGUGUUUUGAAAGUAUAGUUUGAGACUGAUGGUGAAA
This is a messenger RNA of Frankliniella occidentalis (western flower thrips), 2154 nucleotides long. It is a transcript of the gene TfIIEalpha, whose product is annotated as general transcription factor IIE subunit 1. Gene Ontology annotation, cellular component: transcription factor TFIIE complex. Bases 416 to 1684 code for a protein of 422 amino acids. The transcript has 7 exons. Gene Ontology annotation, biological process: transcription initiation at RNA polymerase II promoter; transcription open complex formation at RNA polymerase II promoter. The record is from RefSeq and is a predicted model, not a curated record. NCBI's taxonomy places the organism in Eukaryota, Metazoa, Arthropoda, Insecta, Thysanoptera, Thripidae.